GACGGUGGCUGCAGGCCCGGCCGCAAAGCAGCGGGCCCGGACAUGGCGGCGAGGGCCCGCAGCGGCGGCACUCUGCCCAGCAGCCUGGGCCCAUGCCCGCCUGGAGACUGGAGCAGAAGGGGUUGCUCCCGGACACUUUUGCAGUUCUGGGCGGCAGGAACAGGCAGAGGGAGGCAGCGGCGGAGUCUCUUCGCCAGCUCCCCGUCGUCCGCUUCUCACUGGAGCAAGGUGGUCUCUGAAGCUGAGAAGAUAGUGGGCUACCCCACCUCCUUUCUGAGCCUUCGCUGCCUCCUGAGCGAUGAGCUGAGCAAUAUCGCCAUGCAGGUGCGCAAGCUGGUGGGGACCAAGCACCCAUUGCUCAACACGGCCAGAGGUUUUGUGUAUGAUAGCAGGAACAACCUGCAAAUGAGAGGUCUGGUGGUUCUACUUAUUUCUAAGGCAGCUGGGCCAAGUCAUACAACAGAGAAUUCCCUUCAGAAAGACAUGAGCAGUGGAAUAUAUUCCAGCCAACGAAGUCUGGCAGAGAUUACAGAGUUGAUCCACACGGCUUUCCUGGUACAUCGUGGGAUAGUAAACAUUGGUGAACUGAAGUCCUCAGAUGGUCCAUUGAAAGAUAUGCAGUUUGGAAAUAAAAUGGCUAUCCUAAGUGGUGAUUUUCUUCUGGCAAAUGCAUGUACAAGCCUCGCUCAUCUGCAAAAUACUAAGGUGGUAGAGAUCAUGUCAAGUGCUAUUGGAGAAUUAGUACAAGGGAUAUAUUAUGAAAAUUCAAACUUAGCAAAGGAAAAUGGUCUUACAGAUGAUAUUGGAAUAUCAACUUGGAAAGAACAAGUUUUCCUAUCCCAUAGCGCCUUGCUGGCAAAGAGCUGCCAAGCUGCAAUGGAACUGGCAAAACAUGAUGCAGGGAUCCAGAAGAUGGCAUUUAAGUAUGGAAAGCAUAUGUCUAUUAGUCAUAAGCUAAAUGUUGACAUUCAGCCAUUUGUUAAAGAAAGUUCUAAUGAUUCUGCGGCCUUCAGUUUCAAUUCUGCUCCUGUAGUCCUACAUCAAGAGUUCAUUGGAAGAGAAGCCUGGCUUAAGCAGAUUAAAGAGGCACAUGGUAAAGGAAACUUAAUAGACUAUACCAAGGAUUCUAGGAUAGUCCUCUUCAAAAGUUGCAAGAUGCAAUCAAGGCUGGCAAAGGAGAUGAUUUUUGUGGUUUGCAUGCUUGCAAUCUGAGAACGUCGUUGACAAGAAGGCUGAGUUUACAUAAAUGAUCCAGAUUGAGACUCAGCUACCUUUCUUCCUUCUGUGGUGUAAUUACAGCCCAAUCUGGAGACAGCUAGCACAGCAAACAGAUUUCAUUACAUUGCUCCCUCAAACACUAAGUGGAGUUAUUUCAGUUAACUUCUUCACACGCAUACUAAGGUGAAGUGUCAUAAGCCUUCUAUAUAACGGGCCAGCAGAUCACACUGAGGAUUUUAUUUGUUACACAGUUAGUUACAUGUCUAAGAUUCACAUGAGAAAGAUUUGAUGCAUUUUAAUACCUUUUGACUGGAGCUAAAUUUUUAGUUCAUUCGUUUACAAAACAGCAUUUACUAGCCUGCUGUUUUAGUUAGUAACUGGAUGGAAAUGUUCUCAGCAUUAUAUUAUUGAAGCAAUCUCAAAGACUUAACCUGGAUAAAAAAGACAUAACAGAUUACAGUUGGCAUCUCCCAGUUUUGGAACAUCUGAUUUUGACAUUGUAGCAUUUAGCUUGGUUACAAGUGUUAACCAAGCCAGCUCUUAACCAAUGUUAAAGUCAUCAUCAGCUAUUUCAAAUAGUACAGGUGUUUGCUACAGUACUGCAGUCUGAAUGGUGAGGAGAAUUUGGGCGUAGAGAACCAUCUUUGCAAGCACAAUUGAUGGGAUGAGCACAACUGCCUACUAACUCCUUAGGGAGUUGCUACAAGUGCCGUCAUUGGCACUAUCCAUUAGCUGCCCAUGACAUUGGUGCAACUGAAUUCCACAACAGUAGUACUAGGCUAAUGGGAGAACCACAAUUUUUUCAUGAGAAAAUGGAAAGAGAUUUUGAUCCCAUGCAACAAGUGCAUUACUGUAGUAUUAAAUUAGUCUGCAAAAUGACCAUGCAAUUAUAGGUGGUAUAAUGUUUUUGCAUAAUUCCUUGCUAACAUCUGGACUGAAGCUGCACUGACUUGCCUGCGUUUUCUGUCACACCACAGGGAUGUCCCUUUGUUUUGUCCCAACUCUCAUGAACAUAUCUUCGGGAGCCAUAGGCAAUUGCAGAGAGAUGGGAAGAUUGUUGAAAAUCACAUCUCCGUUGCAUGAGGGAAAAUGCUGGUGUAUCAGCACAGUGCUAGUCUGGAUGUCAGGCCCUGUUUCCUUAAGCAGAGAUUGUGCAGGAGAAGCUCCUGGUGCAUUGAGUGUAAUAUUGCUUCAGGUUGUGCAAUGUGCAAAGGUUUCAGUGACAACCUUCAGCAAACACCUCUAGAUAUGUAAGGAUAAAUAUGACAGUAUAAACUAUUUGAAUAUAUUAAGCUUUUGCCAGUGUUAAUAUUUAAAUAUUGAUUUAAAACUAGCAAUUCAAGACAUCAGACAUUUAGAAAUUUUGGCAGACAUCCAAACUAACGCAGCAUUGGUGCAGAGAUUGUGCAGUGUGUGCUACAGGGGAGGGGCAAUUUUGUCUAUCUUUCCUGCCUUCUAUUGCUUAUUGUUCUCCCCUAUAAUAUGUCCCUGAGGGUUGCCCAGCUCUUAGGGACAUUAUUCGGGAAUCCCAGUGGACUUCAGAAGGAAGGGGAGAUCAAUGAAAAUUGUUCUUGUAGUGUGCGCUUGCUUCACCAGUGCUUCAUUAGUCUGGGUGUCAGCCAUCAGGUCAUAGGUAUCUAUUUAAACUUGGUUCCAUACAAACUUCUCUGUCCUCUUAAGACAAAACAGUACACUGUUUUAGAUAACUAAAGAUGUUGGGCAGCAUCCAGACUGGUAUUUGCAGGAACAGGUCCCCUAACUCUCAAGGACAUAUUUUUGGGGGGUAUUACAGAGCUGCAGAAGAUAGGGGGGGCUGCAAAAACUGUCCCCUCUUGCAUGAGCAGGACAUCUUCCAUUCACACCAGCACUAGUCUGAAUGUCUCCCCAUAUUUAGAUCUGGACAGAAGGCAUAUAUACAUAAAGUAUGUGAACAUUUCAUAGUUUGGGUCUGCCUUAUUUUGCAAUCUUAACUCUAAGCCUGAUUUCUGAAAUUCCUUUUAAAAGAAGACAGUUUUAAAAAAGAAGUAAAAGGCUGGAUCACUAGCAUCUACUCCUGUGCUGUCAUUGAAAAGAUUGGGAGAUUGCAGCCUUGUGGAAAGAGAUUCCUUCCAGGGCUGUGAUAGCGACAUAUAGACACUGGGUUGCAGGGGAAAUCCUUUCUUUGCAUUGAAGACACAGGAAUCUUGCAGAUAAAUAAUAAUCUCUACUCGCCCCUUGAACUCACUGUAGCCUCUUUCAGAAAACUGUACUCUAUAUUGAACUUUUCUAGGAAACAUGAUCAAGUGGUUCAGUUGGCUCUGUCAGGAUUGCUGAGUGACUUUACACAAACCACUCAAUCUCCUGGCCUGUGCUUUCCAAUCUGUAAUAUUGAGAUAAACUUUCAUUGGUGUGCAGGGAGAUUGUGAAAUCUGAUUCAUUGUGUAAUGCUUUGAGAUUGUCCACUCCAGCUGUAACAAAAAUGCAGAGUUAUUUACUGCUAGUAAAUGCAGCUUACAUUCUUUGCUGUCUCUACAAAUCCCCCUUUCUUCAAUCUGUGUGUGGGAAAGGAGGGGGAAUAACUUACCCAAACUUCCAAGCUAUGUUCAUUUUGCCACUUUGCAGUGAGCUGUGUUUUCAGCUCUAGUUGUUGGUCUAUGAGACCUUUUCCCCUCAGUGACAAGUACACUUUCUGCCAUAUCACUCUAUAUCGCAUACUUUAGACAUCACAUCCUGAGUUUCCACUGAUAGAUUUAAGAACAUUUGCAGACACUUUUUGUAACGUCAGUGCCUUUACAUAUGUUGGAUUUCUGUCUUGUUAUACAGGCACUUUAAUUUUGAUGCCUUUGUGAGACAAUGGAGCCCAAGAGUCUUUAUACACACAAUAUUAUUACAAAGGGAGCCAUGAAACAGGUUCUACUCCUAGGUCAACCUGUUUGCUUCCUUCUGCCCAACCAUAUUCUCUAUGCUUUUAAAUUAGCGAAGAGUUGGUGGAAAAACCUUUCUAGCACUAACUAUUCUUCUGUACAAAGUUUUUAAUAAAAAUAUGUGUCCCUAGCCAGCACACGUCAAGAAGCGCAAAUACCCUUAAAUCUCAGUGAAGAUGGGGGGGAAACAAGCAGAAGAAAGUUGAAUUCCACCUCCUUUAGUGUCUAAAAAAAAUAUGUUGCUAAUAAUUUCCAAUCUUGAUAAUCAUCUGUUUUUCCUUCAAAUUAUCUGCCCUUUCCACAACAUUGUUAAAAUAGCAUCUAAAAUCAUUGUUACUUUCUGCUUGUCAGAAGAGUACUUUGGCUCCCCCAUGUGUAAGAUAUCUUUACCCUUCAGUUAAACUCUCUGUCCCUUUCAGAAUGAAUUGUGUCAAUACCUAUUAAUGUCCAUGUCUGAGAAAAGCAUACGAGUGUAUUCCUUUCUUCCAUACUUGGAAAACUGAUGCAAUAAUCCAUCUUUAUUUUCUUUUAAAGUGAAAAGGCAUAAAAGUUCAGUAAGAAAUAACACUGAAAUUACAAACCUGAGUACAUCACACCAUUAUUAAACCAUAACACAUUCUAAGAAUACCACUCAACCUUUAAAAAUGUUUUCCCUCUUAGAAUUUAAGAUUUAAAAAAAAUAGAUAAAAAAUUCUAAUAGGCAUCAUUUUUGCCAAAAGAUUAAAAAUAAAUGAAAUGAAACAAAAGAGCUUUACAGGUGUCUCCAUAAUACAUACAGUGCAAACGAUGAUUUGGCAAUUUACAUAAAUGGAAAUGGUGGAGCAUAAAAACGGCAGUCCAAACCGAGAAUGUAAAAUCAUUCCCUCACUGUCCACUCAUAGGUUAACAUAAGAGCAGCCCUGCUGGAUCAGGCCCAAGGCCGAUCUAGUCCAGCAUCCUGAUUAACACAGUGGCCCACCAGAUUCCUCUGGAGAGCCCACAGGCUAGAGGUGAGGGCAUGCCCUCUCUCCUGCUGUUGCUCCUUCUACUGAUAUUGAGAGGCAUCGUGCCUCUGAGGCUGGAGGUGGCCCACGGCCAAUAUAGGAACAUAGGAAGCUGCCAUAUACUGAGAGACCGUAGGUCCAUCUAACUCAGUAUUGUCUGCACAGACUGGCAGCGGCUUCUCCAAGGUUGCAGGCAGGAAUCUCUCUCAGCUCUAUCUUGGAGAUGCCAGGAGAGAGCUUGGAAUCUUCUGCUCUUCCCAGAGCGGCUCCACCCCCUAAGAGGCAUAUCUUACAGCACUCACACAUCGAGUCUCCCAUUCAUAUGCAACCAGGGCAGACACUGCUUAGCUAAGGGGACAAAUCAUGCUUGCUACCAAAAGACCAGCUCUCCUCUCCUACAUACUCGUAGCCAUUGACAGGUUUGUUCUCCAUAACUUUGUCUUAAGCCCUUUUUAAUGCCAUCCAAGCUGGUGAACAUCACCACAUCCCAUAGCAAGGAAUUCCAUAGAUGAAAUAUGUGCUGUGUGAAACAGUACUUCCUCUUGAUGGUCCUAAAUUUCCCAACCUUCAGUUCCAUGGGAUGACCCAUGGUUCUAGUGUUCUGAGGCAAGGAGAAAAAUUUCUCUGUCCACUUUCUCCACUCCAUGCAUAAUUUUAUACAGCUUGAUCAUGUCUCCCCUUAGACGCCUCUUUCCCAAAGUAAAGAGCCCCAAUGCUGUAGUAUAGCCUCAUAAGGAAGAUGCUCCAGGGCCCUAGGCCCCUAAUCAUCGUGGUUGCCCUCUUCUGCACCUUUUCCAGUCUACAAUAUCCUUAAGAUAUGGUGACCAAAACUGUACACAGUACUCUAGAUGUGACUGCACCAUAGAUUUUUAAUAUGAUAAUUUUUACCUUUUUACUUUCAGUCCCCUUCCUAAUGAACCCUAGUGUGGAAUUGUCCUUUUUCACAGCUGCUGAUCACUGAGUCAACACUUUCAAUAAGCUGUUCACCAUGACCCAAAGAUCUCUCUCCUGGUCAGUCACCAACAGCUCAAAUCAUAAAGGACCCAGCACUUUCCUUGAUAACUUGCUAUGAACUUUUAGCAAUGGCUAAGCAACACUUCCAGUUUUUUAAAUGGGAUUUAUAAAGGACAAGAGUAACAAUAGUUACUAGUCAUGAUUGCUUUAUGGAACCUCCACGUUCAGAGGCAGUAUGCAGGGCAGAACAACAGACGAUAGCUGUGGUCUUUAUGCUAUGUUGUGGGCUUCCUGGAGACAUCUGGUUGGCCACUGUAGGUAAUAGGAUGCUGGAUUUGAUACUUGAUAGAUUUUUGGUGUGAUCCAGCAGGACUGCUCUUAUGUUUAUCCAUCUGUUGGAAUGAGCUUGGCUAAGUACACUAUCAGUGUCUUCACUUAAAAGCUAGAAGCUACUCCUGGUUUGUGAGUUGAGUUUUCUAUCUUAAAUAAAGCAAACAUCCUCCUAUUCUUAACUUUACUGCUCCUAUCUGCUUGUAAAUCAAUUUUCAAAACAGGGACCCUAAAGUUCCUUAGAAACUGAUCAGGGAUUCUUGAAAAAAGCCAAAACGAUAGAUUUCGUUUGAGUGCUGCCUUGUACACUUCUGCUGGAAUUCUCCUGCAAAAUGUGGUUGUAAAGAAACACUGGAUGUGUUCUAUAGUACACUCAUAAAUGACCAAGUUCAACAGGCCUGGCCAGUGCCUCAUGUACCCUAGAAGAUACCACAGGGCGCUAUGCAAUCUACAUAGGUCCAUGCCAGAGAUGCCAAGAGCCAUUGGCAAACAAGUUCAUAUGGAAAGAGUUUCCUCUAAAUAGGUGUUCUGAAAGCCACUAAUUUAAUCAGUUCAACCUUUCUUAGUCCCCGGGCUCAUCUUUUUAACCCCAAUUUGCCACAUGGAGCACAUUUUAAAUUUUAUUAUGUAUUUGUACACAUGUUCUAUGUAGCUUAAUCUACAUAGCAGUCUGGCAUCUCUUUCCUUCCUCCAAAAUGAUUGUGUAACCUACUUAACUGUGUUCCAGUUCCAGCAGUCGGCCAGUGGACUAAAUACAUGGGAGUCUGUUGUGUGGUUUAGAAUUGUUAGGGCACUAGACUUCUCCUUUCCAAGAGAAACUUAGACUAAAUGACCUCCACUUCUCUUCUAGGCCAGGAUUCUAUGAAAGGAGUUGGUUUUUUGUUUUGAGACUGGGAAAUUUAGUUAUGGAACUUCAUAUGCAGCUCUCUCUCUCUCUCUCUCUCUCUCUCUCUCUCUCUCUCUCUCUCUCUCUCUCUCUCUCUCUCUCUCUCAGAAAGCAUGAUUGGAGAAUUAACCAUUCCUUCCAUGACUGGUUAUAGUGAAAGCUCUCCAGCUUCAACAUUGUCUGAAUAAAUGCUUCGUUCUUUGCAAUGUGCUCAUCAGAGAUCAUUUUCUGGAUCCCCUCCCCCACCCCCCGUGCAUCCAGCUCUACUAUUUAUAACCUAGUUAAACAAUGCCAGCAUGAAGCAGUAAAAGGUGUGCAUUUCAUAUGCAAAUCAGUGGCAAUAAUUUUGUACAAUUGCUUAGUUGUUUGCAUCAUUAUGUUCAACAGCAGUGUAGCAAAGUGGAUGCAACAAAGAAUGUUACCAAAAUGUGGCUUUGUCUGCAUUGGCAAGUCCAUACUCCCUUUCACAUUUUAGCUAAUAAAGCAGUUUAUUCAUAGAUUGCAGAAAUACAUAGGCUUUGUUCCUCAGAGCUUUCAGAUUACAGUUUAAGCUUGUUACAUUAGCAUCCCAAUCCUAAAUGUUUAUGCCAGCAUAUCUGCCUGCAAGAAAUCAAUGGCCGUAUAAUGAUUAUGUAAUCCAGCUGUUGGAGUCUGAAUUCCGUGUCAGGCAUAAGUAAAUGAGCAAUCUACUCAUGAACACUAUUGGAUCCAGAACUCACUCAUGUUAAGAGAAUAGCCUGUCUGGGGGCUCCCAGUAGCACCCCUGCAUGUGAUUUGGAACUAUGAGCUUGUAGUUUCCAUUUUUAACUUGAGGGACCACAGGCUCACCAUUGGCUUACAUGGGCUAACGCACAAGGGUAAGUCACUUAGCAGGAAGCAUGGGGAAGGUAACUCCAGGUCAAGCCUAAUUUGCAACUGAAAGGGGGACUAGUCCUUGUGCUCGCCUCUCUGUUCAAGCACAGAUGAAGAUGCUGAAGUAGACAUGAAUUAACAAGAAGUUAUUCCUAGAAAAGGAGUAGCCGAGAACUCCCCUCUAUGUUGGCACAAAAGAUCAGCCUCCUGAGCUAAUCACCUUCCCAGGAAGGAAGGAUAAGAUUGCAACAGGCUCAUCUCCCUGACUCAGGCAUUAAUGGCUGGCAUAAUGUAUGGGUAAAGAAACUGGUUAUCUUUCCCUGAAGAUCUUCCUGACCCAAGAUAAGCUCUGAGUCCACCUAUUCAUAGUUUUUACAUACAGGUUGUCUAAACCUUUUCACUUCAUUGUGCUCUAGAGCACACCCACCUAGAAUUGAACAGGACAAAAUAUUCUUUUGUCCAUUACAGAUGUCACCCUUUUCAGGAGAAAAUGCGUGGUCAGCAUUUGGCCCCAAGGCAGGUUUCUGCCUACUUCUGUCACAGACCACCAAACGGUAUGUAUCUUCUCUGGUUUAACCUGUCUGGGCACCAGCUUUACCAUCUGACUGUGCAUUGGCCCUUGUGUCCAUCCCGCUUUCUGUCUCCGGGUUGGCCCUGUCACCAGGCCCAAUCUGUGCAGCAUUUUUGGUUGCAUUAGAGAAGUGGUCUAUUGGGAUCAGACCACCUUUGGACUUUUACUGGCUUCCAGACCCGCAAAGGGUACAUGGGUCCCCACUCUGUUUUCCUGUUUGUUCCUGAAGAGAGAAGUCCCUCAGCACUGGCUGAGCAACAAGUGUCCAACACAUCAUCGGAAAGGAUCCACAUAUACCAACAAACCUCUGCUCCAAACUCCACUACUCCCUCCUUGUUUCUCUUUACAGUCUAAAGCUGUUCUCUAAGCCCAUUUCUCUGAUCAGCCUUGAGCUGAUUGUAAUUUGGAUCUCAAGCUAAAAUGCCUCUUCGUGAGCUUCAGUUUAGUAGUAUUGGUUUUAUUAGUUAGUAUUGCAUUGCUUAUUAAUCAAGAUUUCCUUUCUGUACCCCUAAAACCCUAAAUAAACCUGAUUAUAUUUGA
Hemicordylus capensis (graceful crag lizard) is the source of this 9237-nucleotide messenger RNA. RefSeq names its product decaprenyl diphosphate synthase subunit 2 (gene PDSS2). Bases 43 to 1212 code for a protein of 389 amino acids. The transcript is spliced from 11 exons. Gene Ontology annotation, molecular function: prenyltransferase activity. Gene Ontology annotation, biological process: ubiquinone biosynthetic process; isoprenoid biosynthetic process. NCBI's taxonomy places the organism in Eukaryota, Metazoa, Chordata, Lepidosauria, Squamata, Cordylidae. Gene Ontology annotation, cellular component: transferase complex; mitochondrion. The record is from RefSeq and is a predicted model, not a curated record.